Molecule: messenger RNA, 1677 nt
Organism: Arctia plantaginis
Lineage: Eukaryota; Metazoa; Arthropoda; Insecta; Lepidoptera; Erebidae
Source: the annotation of a GenBank genome assembly
AUGCGGCGACUAGUGUCUGGGCACGUCCUCGUGUUGGGGGACUUCAACGCAAAGUCCAUUGCGCGGGGUUCCCCUGCGACGGACGCCAGGGGCGAAGCCGUCGAGGAGUGGGCGGCGUCGGUGGGCCUUUGUUUGCUGAACAGAGGCUCCACCAACACGUGCGUGCGACAGCAGGGGGGGUCGAUAGUGGACCUUUCGUUCGCUACCCCUGCAGUCGCCGCACGAGUAAGGAACUGGUGUGUCCUGGAAGAGGUCGAGACGCUCUCGGAUCAUUUGUACAUCCGAUUCGAGCUCUCCCGGUCCCAGGACCCCAGUAGGGGUCACGCGGCGCGGCGCCCUUCCCGCUUCCCGCGGUGGGCUGUCGCCAAGCUCGACAGGGACCUACUAGAGGAGGCGGCCAUUAUUCACUCUUGGCUGUCUCCGCAGGCCCCGACCGAGGAGGUCGACAUGGGGGCUGGUCGCUUCUGCGAUGCGAUUACGCAGAUUUGCGAUGCGGCCAUGCCCCGCGUCCGUGGUUGUCGGCCUCCAAGGCAGGAGGUCUACUGGUGGUCCCAGGAGUUGGCGGACCUCCGUGCGGCCUGUGUACGUGCCCGGAGGUCCCUCACCCGUAGUCGGCGACGUCACCGCGGGGUCGUUGAGGAGGUGGACCGGCUUCAUGAGGAUUACCGAGAAGCUCGGAAAACUCUGAGACUGGCCAUCUGCCGCGCCAAGGAUGCGUGUAGAGAGGAGAUGCUGGAGAGUCUCGAGCGUGACCCGUGGGGUCGCCCUUAUCGUGCGCGGGCGGAGCACACACCCCCGUCGAUGGCUGCAUCAGCCGGAGACGACGGGGGCAGCGAGGUUGAUGUUCCGCCCGUCAGGGAAUCCGAGUUGGGGGCGGCUGUUCUACGGAUUCGAUCCAAGAACACCGCCCCCGGGCCGGACGGGAUUCCAGCCCGAGUGAUGGCCCGAGCCCUCGACUACAUGUCGGACCACCUCAGGGGGGUGUUGGACGCUAGCCUGGCGUCCGGACGCUUCCCUGAGCGCUGGAAGUGCGGGAAGCUGGUCCUGCGACAGAAGCCGGGACGGCCUGCCGAUUCGGUCGCGGCCUAUAGGCCUAUCGUGUUGCUGGACGAGGCGGGUAAACUUUUGGAGAGGGUGCUCUCUGCCCGCAUCGUCCGGCACCUUUGCGAGGUUGGCCCCGAUCUGUCGGACGCCCAAUUCGGUUUACGAGAGGGGCGUUCGACGAUCGAUGCCGUGAUGCGCCUUAGGGUUAUGACCGAGGAGGCCGUGAGCUGCGGCGGAGUGAUGUUGGCGGUGUCCUUGGACAUCGCCAACGCCUUCAAUAGUCUGCCAUUCAGCUGCAUCAGGGAAGCGCGCCGCUACCACGGAGUGCCAGAGUACCUGAGGCGGCUGGUGGCAGACUAUCUUGAGGAGCGAACCGUCAUGUACGAGGACCGAGAUGCCGUCUUGAGACGCAGGGCCAUGUCGUGCGGUGUUCCGCAGGGGUCUGUUCUAGGACCUCUCCUGUGGAACAUCGGGUACGACUGGGCCCUACGAGGGCGUCUCCCCCCCGGGCUGGGUGUAAUCUGCUACGCGGAUGACACCUUACUCACGGCCCGGGGGGCUAACUUCCAGGAGGCGGCACGCCUGGCCGCCACGGGAGUUUCCCAGGUGGUCGGGCGCAUUGAGGCGUUUUGA